Molecule: messenger RNA, 3345 nt
Organism: Labrus bergylta (ballan wrasse)
Lineage: Eukaryota; Metazoa; Chordata; Actinopteri; Labriformes; Labridae
Product: junction plakoglobin
Biological process (GO): positive regulation of transcription by RNA polymerase II; canonical Wnt signaling pathway; cell-cell adhesion
Cellular component (GO): nucleus; catenin complex; adherens junction
Molecular function (GO): cadherin binding; nuclear receptor binding; transcription coactivator activity
Source: RefSeq, a predicted model, not a curated record
UUUUGUUCAGAGGUCUGUCGGCCAGGAGCAGCUUUCCAGCAGCAGCAGCAGCAGCAGCAGCAGAGAAAGUGAAGAGAAGUGAGGAAAUACAGAGAAGUGUCCCAUCCCGCAGAAAACAACACUUAUCUGGAAUAAACUCAAACGCCUCCGUUUGUUUCGUCAGGUUUGCUUCAGCGUUGUGUUUAUAACGGGAAGCCAGGAUGGAAAUGAUGGGUGAGGCUGAAAGGGGCAUCACGAAGGUGUCACAGUGGCAGGAGACAAGGUACAACAUGGACUCUGGUAUCCAGUCUGCAGCCCCCACAAUCAAUAGAGAUGACGACAGUGAAUACACCAAGCACUACACUAUGACCACCACGGUCACAAGUGAAGCACCAGAUGAGGCCCAAUAUCACACCAGAGCAGAGAGGGUGCGUGCAGCGAUGUUCCCAGAGACGCUUGCGGGAGGUACCAGUGUGCUCCUAACUCAGACGGACCCGUCCCAGAUGACCAACGUCCAGAAACUGGCCGAGCCCUCCCAGCAGCUCAAGGAGGCCAUCGUCCAUCUGAUCAACUACCAGGACGAUGCCGAGCUGGCCACCCGUGCCAUUCCCGAGCUCACUAAACUGCUCAACGAUGAAGACGCGGUGGUGGUCAGCAAGGCAGCACAGAUUGUCAACCAGCUCACAAAGAAGGACGCGUCUCGGCGUGCAAUGAUGCAGUCCCCGCUGAUGGUGUCGGCGGUUGUGCGAGCAAUGCAGAACACUAGCGACAUGGAGACAGCGCGGGCUACAGCCAGCAUCCUCCACAACCUGUCCCACCAGAGAGAGGGCCUGCUCUCCAUCUUUAAGUCUGGAGGCAUCCCUGCUCUGGUCCGCAUGCUCAGCUCUCCCAUGGAGUCUGUGCUCUUCUACGCCAUCACCACGCUCCACAACCUGCUGCUGCACCAGGAAGGAGCCAAGAUGGCCGUGCGUCUGGCAGAUGGCCUGCAGAAGAUGGUUCCCCUGCUGAAUAAAACCAACCCUAAGUUCCUGGCCAUCACCACAGACUGUCUACAGCUUCUGUCCUACGGCAACCAGGAGAGCAAGCUGAUCAUCCUCGCCAACAGGGGUCCUGAGGGUCUGGUUCACAUCAUGAGAAACUACAACUAUGAGAAGCUGCUGUGGACCACAAGCCGUGUGCUCAAAGUCCUCUCUGUGUGCCCCAGCAACAAACCCGCCAUUGUUGAGGCUGGUGGGAUGCAGGCUCUGGGGAAACACCUUACAGGGUCCACCCCGCGUCUGAUGCAGAACUGUUUGUGGACACUCAGGAACCUGUCUGACGCUGCCACCAAGCAGGAGGGCAUGGACAGCCUGCUGCAGACGCUGGUCGGCCUCCUCAGUUCAGACGACAUCAACAUGCUCACUUGUUCCACUGGCAUCCUCUCGAACCUCACAUGUAACAACGCCCACAAUAAAUCUCUGGUCACCAUGAACAACGGCGUGGAGUCUCUGAUCCAUGCCAUAUUGCGUGCUGGUGAGAAGCAGGAUGUGACUGAGCCUGCUGUUUGUGCCCUGCGUCACCUGACCUCCCGCCACCAACAGGCUGAGCUGGCACAGAACGCUGUUAGGCAACACUACGGCAUCCCUGCCAUCGUCAAGCUGCUCAACCAACCCUACUACUGGCCUGUCAUCAAGGCUGUGGUGGGCCUUAUCCGUAACCUGGCGCUGUGCCCUGAGAACCAGGCCCCUCUGAGGGACUCUGGAGCGAUCCCCCGUCUGGUCAACCUGCUGCUCAAAGCCCACCAGGAUGCUCAGAAACACGGUUCAUCCACCCAGCAGACAUACCAGGAUGGAGUAAGGAUGGAGGAGAUUGUGGAGGGAUGCACAGGAGCUUUGCACAUCCUGGCCAGAGACCCCAUCAACAGAGCCGAGAUCGCCAACCUGCAGACCAUUCCUCUUUUUGUUCAGCUCCUCUACUCUCCCGUGGAUAACGUGAAGCGUGUGGCGGCAGGCAUACUGUGCGAGCUGGCUCUGGACAAAACGUCAGCUGAGAUGAUAGACGCAGAGGGAGCGUCGUCUCCUCUGAUGGACCUGCUGCACUCCAGCAACGAGGGCAUCGCCACUUACGCUGCAGCUGUGCUCUUCCGAAUCUCAGAGGAUAAGAACUCAGACUACAAGAAGCGCGUCUCGGUGGAGCUCACACACUCCCUGUUCAGACACGACCCGGUUGCCUGGGAGGCGGCACACAACAGUAUGCCAGCAGAGGGACCGUAUCCAGAUGAGCUGGACGCUGGUUUCCAAGGCUACGGAGGGUAUGCAGCUGACAUUCCCAUGGACUGCAUGGAUGGGACCAUGAUGCACGACGAAUACGCAGGCAGCAUGGCCUACGACAGACAAGCAUACCCUGAGUACUGACCUUAAGACCCAGAGGAGAGGUGAAGAUGUUGAGGAGCAGAUGUGGGACCUAAUGGGACAUAAAGGAAGAGGGUCUAGUCAUGUGUAGAGAUUUUUCCCUUUGCUCUCGGCCUAAUGUAAUAUAUGCAAUUAUUACUGAGUACGGGACUCAUAAUGUUAACAGGGCUCAACUUUGUUUUAUGGCAUAAUUUGCUGAUUUUAUUUCUGACAACGGCGAUGCUUGUAGGUUUCUGUUAGAGGAACUUUUCCGAGUGUGUGCGUGUGUGCGAGUAUGUGAGCAUGUAUGUGUGUGUUUACGCUUUUGGGUGGGUAUUCUAUGCCAAAGAGAUUUUAUUUUGUGAUGAUAAUCAUGUAGCUUCUUCUUUUUUCUAAGAAAAGUUUAAAUAAAAAAAGAGAAUAAUAGUUGAAAACACUGCCAGAGGUGGCUGAACGUGCACCCGCUCACCGCUCUCUUUCUUUCUUAACGCCUUUGUAACAGACACUGCUGUGUACGCCGCAGUUCGACACUAUAAACUGUAAACUUUCUCCCGCUGUUGGAGAGCCAGUUAAAAUUGGCUCCGUCUUUCUCACAGCACUAUUUCAGUAGGAAUGAACAGACAAGGAGUAUGGCGGUCUCUGACAGACCUUUGAGAGAGCAGUGUAGGGCCAACCCCAAAUGAUGAGAUCAGCUGACAUGUGGAUAACUUUACAGAAUGUAGAUGUUUGUUUUUAGAAAAGUGCUCAUCUUUUUUAAUUAUACAUUGGGAAAGGUUCGUAUUAUCUGGCAUUACUAGAAUAUUAACAAAGUUGUCUUUCAUACAAACAGAACUCAAAGAAAUGAUGGUCAUGUGAUUUAAAAUCAGUCAACGUGAGAUAAUGUAGUUGGGGUCCGCUCUACAGCUGAAGAAAACUACUGACAGGGAAAUUUGUUUCUACUCAAGAGUUUUUACUGAAAUUUUGUUUAAUAAAAAUAAAGGAUAUAUUAAACUUUAAA